GGAACUAUAUUUAAAAAGCUGUCUAAGAAAACGAAGUCCAGCAUGCAAUUUCUGCUCCACCAUAGUCCAACAGCUCAAUGGAGCACACGGUGCUACCUGGCGUGUGUAUUCAUCAUGAUCGCCUGCUGUGGACCAGCUUCACCUCUUCAUGCCCCUCCAGUAACAACAGGUGUGCGCUCUGCUUUCUCUGCCACACGAACCAGCAGCGUAGUGGGAGGCAAGCAGAAGGCAGUGACCUUCAACAGGCUCAUGGUCAACAUUGGAGGGGAUUUCAAUCCAGACACCGGUCACUUCCGCUGCCGCAUCCCUGGGGCUUACUACUUCUCUUUCUCCGUGGGUAAGUUUCCAAAGAAAAUGCUUUCUGUGAUACUGGUGAAGAAUGGAGAGGAGGUGCAGGCUAUAGCGUAUGACGACUACCGCAAGAAAGGAAGGAAACUUCAAAGCCAAAGUGUAAUGAUCAGUUUGAAGGAAAUGGACACAGUGUGGCUGCUUUUACAGCAGAGUCCCCAAUAUGCUUUGUACAGCAAUGCCGGCCCUUACAUCACCUUCUCUGGUUACCUUGUCUUUCCGGACAUUUCCCCAAACGGCUACGUCAGCAACCACCUGUCCCCAUCAGGGCUGUCCUACACAAACUGCCCCCCUCAGUCUGACCCCUUGGCCAGAAGUCAGACGUCAGAGCAGCCACGGUCUGCAUUCUCUGUGGCACGGACCUCCACACUCAUGGGUCAGAACAUCAGGCAGCAGGACAAGCCACCUCUGACCUUUGAUGUGGAGUACGUCAACAUCGGGGGCCAUUUCAACAAAACCUCAGGCGUGUUCACCUGCCACUUCCCAGGCGCUUACUUCUUCGCCUUCACCGUGGGGAAACAUCCUCGUAAGGCUGUUUCUGUGAAGCUGAUGACCGGGAAGGGCGAAGUGCAGGCGAUGGUGUUUGAUGAGGACACAUCGAAGAGAAGGGAGAUGCAAAGUCAGAGCUUGCUGCUGUCUCUCCGCCGGGGCGACAGUGUGUGGCUGUACAGUCAGCAGGAUGAGCGUUAUGCUGUCUACAGCAACCAGGGGAGGUACACUACCUUUUCUGGCUUCCUGGUUUAUCUUGAUGCAGAAACACUCCCACCUGCCACCACUCAGGACAGAACGCACCUCUGAAUGUCUUAACCCUUCAUAGCACAUAUAACGUUUCAUAACAUUGUAGAAAACCUGUAGAAUUGUUCUGUAUUGAUGGUGCAGACAAAAAUAUACGAUGGUCAGCAUAGUGUAACUACAUUUAAUGCUCUGUUUGUUUGCUUUUUGUUUAUUUUAUCCUCAGUAAAUAGUGUAACUCCACGUAUAUAAUAUUUGUUGCCAAAUUACUCCACUGGAUGGUGCUAUGAUACAAUUAUGGACACUAACCAGCAACAUGGUUAUUUUUGUCCUUUAAGUGCAAUUAGCUGUAAGAACUAAAAGAAAUUCUGUUUGUAUAAAAACUUGUCAG
This is a messenger RNA of Anarrhichthys ocellatus (wolf-eel), 1471 nucleotides long. RefSeq names its product C1q and TNF related 13 (gene c1qtnf13). The transcript is spliced from 2 exons. NCBI's taxonomy places the organism in Eukaryota, Metazoa, Chordata, Actinopteri, Perciformes, Anarhichadidae. The record is from RefSeq and is a predicted model, not a curated record. Gene Ontology annotation, molecular function: protein binding. The coding region runs from base 43 to 1146 and encodes 367 amino acids.